Bubalus bubalis (water buffalo) is the source of this 5427-nucleotide messenger RNA. It is a transcript of the gene PJA2, whose product is annotated as praja ring finger ubiquitin ligase 2. Bases 245 to 2428 code for a protein of 727 amino acids. The record is from RefSeq and is a predicted model, not a curated record. Lineage: Eukaryota; Metazoa; Chordata; Mammalia; Artiodactyla; Bovidae. The transcript has 11 exons.
GCGCAAGGGGCGGGGCGGGCCGCCGCCGACCGUGUUUCCGCCGCCGUCGGCUGCUGCGCGUUGGGCGGGGGAGGAGUCGGAGGCGGAGAAGAAGGCGGCGGCGGCGGCGGGUGGAGGACCGAGCGCCGUCCUCGCUCCGGAGCCGCUUCUCAGCUCGGAAUCUUCUGCAGCUUAUCCAUUGUGUGAGUAAAAACUAAAUCACAUCCAUAAUUCCACUGAACUGGGCACACGGAAACUGCCAUAUAUGUCACAGUACAUUGAAAAAGAGCCAGCAGCAAUGGAUCAAGACUCUAGCAAGGCUGCCUGGCCGAAACCAGCAGGUGGAUAUCAGACAAUCACAGGCAGGAGAUAUGGCAGAAGACAUGCAUAUGUCAGUUUCAAACCAUGUAUGACCAGGCAUGAAAGAAGCUUAGGUCGGGCUGGCGAUGACUAUGAAGUGUUGGAGCUGGAUGAUGUUCCAAGAGCCAGUUCCUCAGGUUCCAGUCCACUGGAUCAAGUUCAUUCUUCUGUACCCAGUGACCCUUUAUUUGAAAAAAGUGAAGCAGAAAUUCCCAUUUGUGAUACAGCAUUGAACCAAACCAUUGCGAGCACUCCAUCCUUUGCUGCAGUGCGUCAUAGCGAGGAAGGCAGGGAGCCCUUAGGGAGCAGCACAGAUCUGCACAGUCACUCUGAGGGAGAGUGUACUCCAGGAGUCUGUAAUGCUUCAGGCGUCCAGCAUGGAGUUACAUUGGCUCAUACUGACUCUUACGACCCAGACGGCAGACACGGAGAGGAUAAUGGCCAUCUUCAGCUCUCUGCAGGCGUUGUGGAAGGUGGCAGCUAUCAGGCAGCACUGGGUGAUACGGUAUUUGAGCUGGAAAAUGGAGAGGCAGAGGCAUACACUGGUCUCUCACCAACAGCUCCCUCUUUCAACUGUGAAUUAAGAGAUGCGUUUGGAGAGGUAGAUUCAGCACCUUUAGUGGAAAGAUCUACUUAUAAUACUGAGUUUGUCAAUCAGAACAAUCAGGAAUUUCAGACGUCCUCUUCUGAAGAUGAAGUGGUUAGAAAGAAACAACAAAAUAAUACUAGCCAGGAGAGACAAAGAGAAAAUUCAACUGAAGAUUCAGCCUGUGCUCCCAGGCAUAUUUGCAGUGAACAAAACGCCAGUGAUAAGGGCAAAAACCAGGGCAAUUCUCUUGAGCAGGUGGUGAGGCCCAAAGUUAGGAAAGUGAUAAGUUCAAGCCAGGUGGACCCAGAAUCAGGUUUGAAUAGGCAUGAGGCCAAACAAAAAAGUGUUCAGAGGUGGAGAGAGGCUUUGGAAGUUGAGGAAAAUGGCUCAGAUGACCUCUUAAUAAAAUGCGAUGAGUAUGAUGGAGAACAUGACUGUAUGUUCUUGGAUCUGCCUUUCGCAAGAGUCACGCAGAGGGACACAGAGGAUCGCCAGCUAGCAGCGGAAGGCGGAGCCCCAGCAAGGCAAGGGGCUGUGGAGAGCACGUUUUGGAAUGGCUGUGGGGAUUAUUACCAACUGUAUGACAAAGAUGAAGACAGUUCAGAAUGCAGUGAUGGAGAAUGGUCUGCUUCUUUGCCUCAUCGAUUUUCUGGUACAGAAAAAGAUCAGUCCUCAAGCGAUGAAAGCUGGGAGACUCUGCCAGGGAAAGAUGAGAACGAGCCUGAGCUGCAGAGCGACAGCAGUGGUCCCGAAGCAGAGAGCCAGGAGCUGUCUCUUCAGGAAGGGGAACAAACAUCCCUGGAAGAGGGAGAAAUUCCUUGGUUACAGUAUAAUGAAGUCAAUGAAAGCAGCAGUGAUGAAGGGAAUGAGCCCGCUAACGAAUUUGCACAGCCAGAAGCUUUCAUGUUGGAUGGUAACAAUAACCUUGAGGAUGACUCCAGUGUGAGUGAAGACUUGGAUGUGGACUGGAGAAAAAUGGCAGACAAUAGUACAGAAAAUUCCCAUAUACCUUUCACUAAGAUUCUCUUGUUUGAUGGCUUCGCAGAUGGACUCGGAGUUGCUGAAGCUAUUUCUUACGUGGAUCCUCAGUUCCUCACUUACAUGGCGCUGGAAGAGCGCUUAGCCCAGGCUAUGGAGACUGCCCUGGCACACUUAGAGUCUCUUGCAGUUGAUGUUGAAGUGGCCAAUCCACCAGCCAGUAAGGAGAGCAUUGAUGGUCUUCCAGAGACCCUUGUUCUUGAGGAUCACACUGCUAUUGGGCAGGAGCAGUGCUGUCCGAUCUGCUGCAGUGAGUAUAUUAAGGAUGACAUAGCAACAGAGUUACCCUGUCACCAUUUCUUUCACAAACCUUGUGUCUCAAUUUGGCUACAAAAGUCCGGGACCUGCCCCGUGUGCCGCCGUCACUUCCCGCCCGCUGUGAUGGAGACGCCCGCAGCUGCUUCCGCUGAGCCUGAUCGUGACGCGCCCCCUGCAGGUGGCCGUGCUGCGGAGGCCCCCUAAGCCUUCCCACUCGCGCGAGAUCAGUCUAUCAAAGUAAAUCUGCAGAUUCCUUCUUGAUCCGAUGUGCAAAUAAUUAUAUAUAAAUAUAUUAAAAAUGCUAUAUAUAGUCUAUGCCAUAGUUUAGAAAGAGAAUAUUAACCUUUCUAAACUUAAGUUUAGGUUUGCAGAAAGUACUAAACGUUUUCAAGCUGAAUGUUGAAGUAGUGCAUCCAUUUUCUUUAGUUUAACAUGUUAUUAAUUGUAAAGUCAAGCUUAUCAGUUAAUUCUCUCCAGAAGAAAUAAUCAUCUGUGUGGCACACGUUGUUGAUUUUGUCUGGAGUACUGCCACUAAGUGAUUAUAAUUAAGCUUUCCUAUUUGCAUCAAAUGUGAAGAUUGCGAUUACGACAGUAGUAAAAUUGGGUUUCGUUGGAAAUAAAAAGGAAUUAUAAAGCAUGCUUUUUCUUUGGUCCCUUUGCUUCAUCAAAACCUCUUGGUUGGUAAUACUGAGUGGUUUUGUAAGAAGGUAUAUAUUCUUUCAAAUUAAGACUUUUUAGAAUGCCAAACAAAACUUCUAGCUAGAGUAUCACAAAAUGUUUAUAUCUUAAUUGUAGUCUCCUUGAAAUGGUUAGGUAGAAAAUUAUUAUAUUUGAACUGGCGGAUGUGUGUAAAGUAAAGUUAGUAAAGAAAAGUACUGAUCUCCUGUGGUCGGUGCUUGGUGCAGUGAGACUACUUAGAUGGCCUUACGAGAUCCUUCUGUUUGUCUAAAGUUACACUUGAAGGUCCAGAACACUCAUGGCACAUUUGUGUAAUAAAUACUGGAUAGAGUUAAAGGUGAUUUUCACUCUGUAAUAUUUUGGAAAGUCUGAAAAAAAAAGUAUGAAGGGUUUUAAAACACUCAUUCUGUUGUAUCCCAAAGGAAAAUCUGAAUCCUUAAAAAAACUAGAAAGUUAAUUGUACUAUCUUGUAUAAAGCAUCAAAUUGAUGGAGUACAGGACAGAUUUGACCACACCUUUUUACAACAUAUCUAAACCUUCCUGUGUUACAAUUUAUUAUUUUAAAGUAUUGCUGGACAGAGAUUAUUCAUAUUACAUUAUCAGCCUUUGUUUAUCUGCACUAAUAUAUUUUGGUAAAACUAUUCACCCAGAAUUAAAAUAGUGUCAAAUGAAGCUGUAGAUGAAAAAGGAAUAGAUUGUAUGAUUCCCUAGUAACUGUGUGAACAGAACUGAACAGGUAACACAGCUCUGGUGUUAAUUUCCUUACCAUAAAAGGAAAGAUGCUGACCUCAAAUUUAACCUCUGAAAGAGACCUGUUCACAAGCUUUUACACAAGAGAGGAAAUCAGCUUUCCUCACAUUUUUUUUUUUUUAAUGGGAAACCUGACCACAGAGUCAUCUCUGUAAUUAUGAAACCAAACUAAGACUGCACAGCUUUCUGUUUAGGUCGUCCUACCCAGUAGGCAAGUAUAUAUCAACGUGGACAUGAUAUUUAACUUAGGGAUGCUUUAGAUACCAAGACCGGAGAAUGGUGAUGGGUCUUAGAAUGCCACAUUUGAGCAAGUAAAAUAGUAAAGCACAUAGUGAGUGUACAUCCAUCAAAGUAGUACAUUGAUAAUUUAGUUUGGACACUAAAACAGGAAUGUUUAUAUGGCUUCCCAAAUGCAAAGUUUGCGUUUUAUUUGUGUAAUUUCUCUGAGUAUUUAUAUUCCAUUUCUUUUCUCCAUUCUUAAAUGAAUUUUCACUGUUGGCACAUUUGAGGCUUAAAUAUAAGGAACACAAAACUUGCAUUCUAAUUUUUGCAUAUAUUGUAAAUGUGUCUGGUAUUUACAGCAAAAUACUGUGUAUCCUUUUAUGGGUAAAACAAAACUGAACAUUGCAUGCAUGUAAUGUGGUGACUUUGUAAUUUAGAGGUUCUUCGGGGCAUCUGUGACUUUGGAAAUGCUUACAUUCAGCCUUAAUGUUGCAUUAGGUAGCAUGUUUUCCUUCUGAUGUAUAUAGUCACUGUUGUAUAAACUAAUCUUUGCUUGUUUUCUACUCCGUGAUCUUUCCAUACCAUAUUUCAUUGAUAAUCAGUUAGUGUCAGGGGUCAAAUCAGAUUAAGGUUAAUUCUCAUGUGUAUAUUGUGGAAAUUUGUGGUUAGUGUGAUUUUUGUUGUUGUUGUUUGUUUCCUUUAAGUAAUAAUGAUCAGUUGUGACACUUACUGGUUAAACUGACGUUGUUACAGGUUUUCUCUGUAAUAAGCCACACAUUAUAUUUAGGCAGUAUAAUGGGACCUUGGUUUUCUUCUAGAUAGCAGCUGUCAGAAAGAAAAUAUUUCUUCUUUGCCUAUUAAGAUUUAGCUAUUAUCUGCCAGUUGUUAAGAGGUUUUGGUUCCAAAUUCAACCAGCAGUGUUGAGAGCUGAACUUAGGAUAGCUGUUGUACUUUUUGCUUUCCAUCUGUUUCCGCCCUUCAUUCUUGGCUCCCUACUAUCUAUAAACAUCUGCUGUGAAGGAGAAAAGUUCAGUAAGAGUUGGCUUAAAAAUUCUGUAAGAAAGAAAAUUGAGGUUUUAGAAUUGUCAUUGUAAUAAGCUGAUAUAAUCUGAGGCUGACAAGGCAACUAAAUUUUAAAAAUUUAGAAUAAGUAAAGAAUAUAUGAUGGUAAAUUAGAAGUAUUAGUAUUAAUUAAAAUAUUGUUUCUCUUAUUUCUCUAUGUUAAGUGACGUGACCUAAUAAUUUUAUUAUUUUUUAAACGUUUUCUUCUUUCUUGUAAUAUGAAUGCUGAUAUUUAAAGGUAAAUCUAUGUGGUUUUCUUUUGUGUUUCUUGUUUAUCUCUAAGCUAACUAAGUCUUUAAGAUUAUUUGUGAUCUGGAUUUAUAUAUAAGCUGUUAAAUAUAUGUGAACUGUUAAAAUGGAAUGCAAGCUUUUCAAAAGCCCAGGUCUAAAUGUAAUGAUUGGUUUAUUGUUCUACAACCCCAGACCAUCAUUUUUCGUGUAAAUCAUAAACAAUAAACAGGAUAUACUCAGUGGUCAUUUCUAAUAUUUAA